AUUUCCGGGGGCGAGGGGAGCAGCGGACUGCGCAGGCGGUCGGAUACGAUCCAGUUUCCGGCGCGGCCACCACGGAAGUGUGGACAGACUUUUCCAGGUGCUCGAACUGCGGUGGGUCGGCGAGAGUGAGAUGGAGGUGGGCGCGGAAGCUGUAGUUGGAGAGGACGGUCUCCGGGAGCGGCGAGGCUUGAGCGAGGCUGGGAGGCAGGAGCAGAACCGAGAUGUGCAGCCUCAGUCCGGGUCAAACAUGAUUCCAAAACACUCCUACUGGUUAGAUGUCUGGCUCUUCAUCCUCUUCGACCUGGUGGUGUUUUUCUUCGUGUAUUUUAUGCCCUGACUGGUUUGCCUGAUAUCUAAAUUAAGAAGUUGGCUUCUGGAGUGGCUUCUGAAAAUGACUACAAACUUCUUGAAUAAAGAAGACAGGCAAGAUUGUGCAGCAGUAGAAUUUCAGACUCCUAAGGGACUUUCUUUUCAUUUUACACAUUCUGUUAUCAUUUCGGGACUGUAUUAAAUGGGGAGUGAUCUCACUCAUUUAUAACUAAAUUCUUAAAACUAGACCUUUUUGUUCAUGUUUAAAAACUUUUCAAACAUCUGAUGGCUUUACAGGGGCUAAAUGUAAAAGUAUUUGUACUUAAGGGUUUAGUGUAUUCAUCAGUAAAUAUAGUCAUUCUUUUAAUAUUUAAUAUUUUAAGAAUUGGUCAAGGUUUAAUAGGCUGCAAAUAAUAUGGUAAAAUAAAAAUAUGGUGAAGUAUUUAUAAAUUCAAAAGUAAAUACUCAAAAGCAAGGAAAGGAGUUUGAGAGAAGGAACAAAGUUUUCUUAAAAUGCAUUAGGAGAUUACAAAUAACGAAAAGCUUUACAGAAAAUGCUGGCCCACAAUGUAUUGGCUAUAAGUGCCAGUUUAAUUUUUAGAUUUAAGGAGGACUGGGUUAUAAAAAGAUGUGUUACGGUUGAUGGAUACAAACUUAUAGAAAGUAGAUAAUACCCAGUAUUGGAAAGCUAGCUUGUGUGUUCUUUUACCUGGAGGCCUCUUCUUUCUUCUUUUCAAACCAUUAAGUUUCCUAAAAUAAGAAUGUGUUUCAGAACUAUUUUUUCUUAUUGUGGUUAUUUUAAAGAUGCUUGUGACCAAAGCCUGAUUUUUAUGUCUGUAACUUACUUAAAUACUUCAGCAGGUGCAGUGUGAUAUUUCCCCAUUCAGUAGAUAUUUGAGCGCUUACUAUGUAUGGGCCAGGGAGUGUUUUAGGGACAACAGUGACCAAAACAUAAAAAUCCUUGCUUUCAUGGAGUUUCCAUUUUAGAGGUUUUUUUUUGUUAAAAAUCUAAUUUAUCUAAGUACAUGUUAGUUAAUGAGAAUUUACAUUCCAGGGAUGCUCAGCUAGCAUUUAAUCAAAAAGGCCACACUUCAAAAGCAGCUAAUCUAAGGACUUCAGAACGAUUUCUGGUAGUCCUAGGGGCUAUCAGAAAUGGGCUCUCAUUGAUGAAAUUAGUGACAUUUGAUAUAUGUGUAUUGGCUGGAGUAUUUUGGGGAUUUUCUCCCAUAUCGACAAGGUGUAAGGUCCAGUAAGCUCUACAUCAUGUACCUUUUUGAGAUGCUUAGGGCUAAAGUCAAGUCCAAGAUUGAUUUUGGAGGAUUCUAAUUGCCUAAUGCUGACUAUAAGGUUAACAAUUACAGCUUCAAGGUAUUUUUGCAUCUGCCUAAAGAGAACCCUUUAUGCAAGGUAUGAAGUAUCUAGACCACGGAACUGGGAUUUGAUUGAGCUUACCAAGCAGGUUGUACAGUCUUUUGUGUUCUGCUUGCUAACAAUGAUGUUAAUAAAUGUUUACUUGUAUAGCUGAAUUUGGUCUGACUUGCUUUUAUUAUAACAAACUCCUGGUAGUGAGGUUGUGAGGGAAUUAGGCCCAUAUCACUAGGGUUCCUAUGUGUCAGGCGUGACUCAACAGCAAUGGAAUCACUCACCUACCUGUAACUGUUAACUACCUUAAAGAACCUAACAGUUAUGCAUGACCAAAUUGACUUAGGUCAGUUCAUAACAGUUCUCAUACAGCUUAAUGCUAGGCCACACAUAAAGGCUUAUCAUACCUUUCUGUAAUAGUCAUACAGCCUAUUACUGUAACUGUCAAAUAUUGUACAAAUUUCUAAUACAGUGAAGAUGGAGAGAUCUUAAUAUGACUGGAAAUGAUGAGGAUUGAAUCUUUCCUACAGAUGAUGAAUAUAGCUAGGAAAUUGUACCUACUACCAUACUGUGCCAUCUCAAGUAUACUGCCUGUUUAGUGCCCACAAUUGAAGGUUUUUAAGAAGUCGAUAAAUGGGACACCAAAAAAAGUUGGCAGACUUGCUACAACAAACACAGACAUCAAAUGUGAUUUUAAUCUGAUAAGUUUCAUGUAAGUGAUUAUUCCAGUAAUUUGAGAUGAACUUUCAUAUUAGCAGUUGUGAGGAACAGUUUUUAGGGGUAUGUUAGCUUGAAAAUUUUAGGAUGUCAAGAGCUCUGUAUAACCAGCCCAGUUAAAAAUUAGCUGCAAGUGGCAUGGGACUAGUUACGGUGACUACAGGAUACUUAGGGUCAAUGAGAAUAUUUAAAGUAGAUUACGCUCUAGGAACAAGAGUCAUCAAGCUACGGCCUCCCCUGGGCCAAAUCUGGCCCACUGCCUGCUUGAGCAGCCUGUGAACUAAGAAUGGUUUUUAUAUUUUAAAAUGAUUGAAAAAAAAAAAAAA
Molecule: messenger RNA, 2714 nt
Organism: Trichechus manatus latirostris (Florida manatee)
Lineage: Eukaryota; Metazoa; Chordata; Mammalia; Sirenia; Trichechidae
Gene: ARLN
Product: chromosome unknown C4orf3 homolog
Exons: 2
Coding region: 131-337 (68 amino acids)
Source: RefSeq, a predicted model, not a curated record